Molecule: messenger RNA, 597 nt
Organism: Strongylus vulgaris
Lineage: Eukaryota; Metazoa; Nematoda; Chromadorea; Rhabditida; Strongylidae
Source: the annotation of a GenBank genome assembly
AUGUGGACGGCUCGGUGCCUCUUGGCUCGCACACCUUAUCAAGUCAUCAAAGCUAAGAGCAUAUCCCAUGACUGCUCAAAAAGCACAACGAUUCCGAUGUGGAAGAAUAAAGGCGAUAUCGCAGGCUUUUCAACAUAUCGGCCAAACCGGGUGAUGAGCCAGACUCAAAAGAUCUUUGAAAGAGUAUUUGAAACACUAUCGAGCGAUUAUAGAGUUGUCGUCCAAAUAGUGCGAGUAUGUAAAAAGUGUCGGUAUUGCUUACGCCAUCCAUACUAUGCGGAUGGUGAUGGAAAGUAUAGAGAACAACGAAGAGAGUUACAUGUCGCUUUCCUUGAUAUGGAGAAAGCUUUUGACAGGGUACCCCAUGAUGUCAUGGGCAUUGCGAAAGCGGCUGGUUCAUGCUUCCAGAAUUAUACUUUCAAUGGAAUCUAUUACGACGCCAUAAACCAUGUGCAAACUGCGGCACGGCAGUCUGCACCAGUCCGCAUAAAGAGUGAUGUACAUCAGGAAUCUGUGCUCUUUCCUCUACUCUUCAUCAAGUCAGGACGCAGCGACAGAAGGUAUCAAGCGGCUAUGGGCUCUCCUGCAUGCAGAUGA